This is a messenger RNA of Gopherus evgoodei (Goodes thornscrub tortoise), 4344 nucleotides long. It is a transcript of the gene LEMD2, whose product is annotated as LEM domain containing 2. NCBI's taxonomy places the organism in Eukaryota, Metazoa, Chordata, Testudines, Testudinidae. Bases 69 to 2291 code for a protein of 740 amino acids. The transcript has 9 exons. Gene Ontology annotation, biological process: nuclear envelope organization; negative regulation of BMP signaling pathway. Gene Ontology annotation, cellular component: nuclear inner membrane. The record is from RefSeq and is a predicted model, not a curated record. Gene Ontology annotation, molecular function: chromatin DNA binding.
GGCGGUCCUCGCCUCCCCUCUCACAGAGCGCUUCCGGCCCAGGCCCCGCUUGGGCGGCAGUUCCGGGCAUGGCCGGCCUGUCAGACGCGGAGCUGGGCAGGGAGCUGCGGACCUUGGGCUUCCAGCCGGGGCCCAUCACCGACUCCACCCGCGAGCUCUACGUGAAGAAGCUGGGCCGCCUGCGGGCGGAGGGGGCGCCUAGGCCGCAGUCGGGGAAGACAGCAGCCCCCAGCAUGGCCGGCCUGUCAGACGCCCAGCUCGGCAGGGAGCUGCGGGCCUUGGGCUUCCAGCCGGGGCCUAUCACCGACUCCACCCGCGAGCUCUACGUGAAGAAACUGAGGCGCCUGCGGGCGGAGGGGGCGGCCGGCCGGAGGGGCCAGAGCACGGGCAGCGCCUCCAGCCCUGAGCCGGCCUCGGCCUCGGCCUCCCACCCUCUCCGCAGUCCCAGCCCCCAGGCACACAGCGCCCAUAGCCAGGGCCGUGGGGACAGUGAGGAGGAGGAGGAGGAGGGCUCGGAGGAGGAAGAUGAUGGAUACCAGCCCCCUCGCAGGGAUGUAGCAGAGGGGCUAAACCCUUGGGCCCAGCUGGGGAAGACAGUAGCCCCUGGGGAGCUUUCCCCCAGCACUCAGUGGGGGGCAGAAAGGGGGUUCAACCCCAGCUCCCAGUGUGGGACCAGAGAUGUCAGGUUAGCCCCCAGGCCCCAGUGGGGGGCAGAGAGGGAGUUAGCCCCCAGGCCCCAGUGGGGGGCAGAGAGGGAGUUAGCCCCCAGGCCCCAGUGGAGGACGAGGGAUGUGGGGUUAACCCCCAGCACGCAGUGGGGGACGAGGGAUGUGGGGUUAACCCCCAGCACGCAGCGAGGGACGAGGGAUGUGGGGUUAACCCCCAGCACGCAGCGAGGGACGAGGGAUGUGGGGUUAACCCCCAGCACGCAGCGAGGUGUAGAAAAGGGGUUAACCCCUAGCACCCAGUGGAGGACAAGAGAUGUUGGUUUAACCCCCAGCACCCUAUGGGAGACAGAAAGGAGGCUAACCCCCAGCACCCUAUGGGAGACAGAAAGGAGGCUAACCCCCAGCACCCAAUGGGAGACAGAAAGGAGGCUAACCCCCAGCACCCAAUGGGAGACAGAAAGGAGGCUAACACCCAGCACCCAGCGGAGGACGAGAGAUGGAGGGUUAACCCCCAGCACCCAGCGUGGGACGAGAGAUGGGGAGUUAACCUCCAGCACCCAGUGGUGGACAAGAGAUGGGGGGUUAACCCCCAGCACCCAGGGGGGGACAGCAGCAGUAGUAGGGGGAUUAAUCCGCAGAAUCCCGUGGAGGACAGGGGGAGAAGGAUUAACCUCCAUGAGUCAGUUGACAGGGGAAGCCCCCAAGCAGGGUGCAGUAGGAAAGGGUCUGGAGUUCUACCUGUCCUGGUUCCUGUACCUGGCCACCCUGAUGUUGUUGGUGAUUUUCCUGGGCAUCCUCUGGGUGAAGAUGAUCGGGCCAGGCUGGCUUCUGGGGGCAGAGGAGAACCUUAAACUGUUAACUGUGGAUUGUGAGACAAGGACAGAUGAUUUCUGUCAGGCUAAACAGAAGGACAUUUUAAUGACCAUGCUGUAUGAAUUAUAUAACUACCUGGCAGUACAAGCUGGUAGUUUUGAGUGUGGAAACCCUGAGAAGCUAAAAAGUAAAUGCAUUCUGGUUAGUGAAGCAAAGGAUCAUGUGGCGAAUGUAACCGGCAGUUCCCCAGAGAAGUUUGAAGAUGCCCUGCAAUGGAUACUGAACAGUAACAAUGAUUUAGGGAUAUGGUUAAAAGGGGAAGACCCAUCAGAACCGGUUACCAGUGUAGACCAGGUGGUGUGCCUCGAAUCCACCCGUCCUCGGAUGGGAUUAGGCUGUCGUUUCCGCCGGGCAGUAAGCACCGCCAUUAUGAACCUUUUCAUCUUCUUCUGGAGUCUAAUUGCCCUCUGGGGGAUCCUGUUACUCCUGAAGUAUCGCUGGCGGAAGAUGGAGGAAGAGGAGCAGGCCAUGUAUGAAAUGGUGAAGAAAAUCAUAGAUGCUGUCCAGGAUCACUACAAAGAGUGGGAACAGAGGUUGGAGCGAUACCCAUAUGUAGGCAUCCUUCAUGUUCGAGACACCCUCAUUCCACCCCAAAGCAGGAAAAAAAUGAAGCGGGUCUGGAACAGAGCUGUGGACUUUCUGGCUUCGAACGAAUCACGGAUUCAGACAGAGUCACACCGGAUAGCAGGAGAGGAUAUGCUGGUGUGGAGAUGGACUCAGCCCUCUUACGUCUCUGAUUCAGAGCACUAACCAGGAGCAAAGGAGGAGCCAUUGGUUCAGUCUGUGCAAAAGGACAGUUCCCUCUCUGGAUGUGGGAAGGGAUGGACAGGAGUUCUAAAUUUCUCAGUUUAGAAUCACCCCGACCCCCUUUUCCCUCUGUUUCUGAGAGACGCUUAACAGAUUAUUUUUGAGGCAAUAAUCUUGGUUUGUGAGAAGAUGGGCUUGAGCUAGAGAAGGAGCCAGAAGCACACCAAAGCUAGCUGUCCAGUGAGUGUUUGAGCUCCAUGAGUAAACAAACAUAUAAUCACUCUUUAAUACCUAAUAGAAAGGGGCAAGGGAUCUCUUUGCCCAAGGGGUAGAAGGUUUAAAGCUGACCUUUACUGUGGGAAGACCAACAAGUGGUUUUACCCAUCAGCAAAUGUUUUUUAAAAGAAUUAAUAUUUCCCAUGGAAACAUCAGGAAUGGGAGUUAGGACCCUUUAGUUUAAAACAUGCUUUUAUCUCACUAGCACACCAAGAAUCAAGCAUUUAACUGACGCUUAACAGAGAAGAGUUGUGUAUUUGUUUUGCCCUUACAGAGGGUGGGUGGGAUUGAGUGAGGGCAGUGUCGUGUGCCUUGAAAGAUUUGGGAUAUGGGGCGGGGGGGGGGGCUGGAGGAGAGGAGGUGAUCUAUGCUUUGUAUGUCUGCUUUCGUUGUGCUGUGUCUUAUACCGGGAACAGGUGGCAAAUGACAGAACACAGGUAUACAUAAGGAGCAUGCUCUUAUGGCUGCAGCCAAAAGUGAUCACUCGGUAUGUACAAAAAAAGAACUUGAGAAUGAACAUCCAGGCUGAAUGUACAUGUCUAUACCUGGCAGCUGUAAUGUGUGUGUAUUCUUUUGGAGAGCAGAUACGCUUACGGUGUUGAUGGAGGGCUUGUUUGUGGGUGUUAAUGUGGCAAUGCCACAACACUUAAUGAGCAGAGAUCAAUUCUCCAUGAGCAUUGCAGGCAUUGUAUUUUGUGUAUACAACUGUUUGGCUACAUAUGUUUGGUUUUAUGUACAAUUAAGAAGUGUUUGUUUUGAGGAGAAAAUAGCACCAGAGUGUAGUGACCUAGGCAGGACUGAGAUACUGUUGUUCUCAGGCUUCCCAACAUCAUAAACUUGUUAUCCCAAUCUCCACUCAGACAGCCACGACCAAAUUCACUUCUGGCAUAACUCAUUGGCUUAACCCCCUUAUGCCAGCGGUGAUCGGAGACAUUAUAACCAGUGGAAUUUAUUUCCAUUAAUGUCCUAAAUAUAGUAAAUGUGUGGCCAUGUUAAUGGAGAGCUGCUUCAACAUUUGGGAUCAGCAGGCAAGCUUCACAAGGCUGCUGAAUCCUGGCUUCCCUGUCCAUGGAACUGCAUUGAGAAGUAAUUUUAUAAAGUACCCAGGAAGGUUUGAACUGCUUCCUUAAUGUAUGGAAGUGUGUUCUAACCAUGAAGCUUGCACUUCUGCCUCCCCUGCUGGCCACGCUGAAGAUUGAAGGAUUGCUGGGGCUUUUUCACCUAUGCAAUCUGCUGGCUGCCUCAGAUUCAUUUUAUAUCCUGCUGGCUUGUCAGAGAAACUCAGUACAGAGAAGCAGUCUCCAGAAACAAAGCAACAGGAGGUCUUAUUAGUUAAGUAGGAGAAAUCCCAUGUUGAGUUGAAUUUUAUCCCCAUGUGUUUCCUCGUAUGGCAUAGGCAGGGUGUUUGAACAAAAGAGGAAACUCAACAGCUGUGUCCAAGACAUUAACCAUCUUUCCCACGCCUUAUUGAUUAAAACAGUUGAUAAAACAAAGGCAGCAUUUAUUCUUUUAAUGUGCUAGGACAAGCUCUUCAUAUCCAUUGGUGCUUGCGACAACUCCCAUCGUGCCUCCUGUCUUAUAUCUUUUUAAAAUACAUAUAGAUUUUGUAAUUUUUUUAAACCACCUGAUCUAGAGCGAAAAAGGCCAAACGCUGCACGUAUCUUUUGUACUGUUGAUGAAAUUCUUUUUUUGUAGGAUGAAUCUCACUGAGUUGGUGCUAUUUAUUACACAUUUAACUUGUGUCAAUACACUUAAUUGCAGAAUAAAUUUGUUAAUAUUA